AUGCCCAUUGCCACUCCCAAGACGCCAAAAAAUGGCAUCACAAAGUUCACAAACUGCCGCCUUGUCAAAGGCGACGCCUUGGUGCAGGAAGACAUUUGGGUCAGCUCCGUCACAGGCAAGAUCAUCCACAGCCAAGCAGCGUUUUUCGACGACCUCAGCCUCCCAGAUGAAACCAUCAACCUGGGCGGUCGCAUCGUGUCCCCUGGCUUGAUCGACUGCCAACUCAAUGGUGCUUUUGGCUUCAACUUUUCCACACUGCUCGAGGACAUGACGCAAUAUGGUAAGAAGGUCCGCGAGCUCAACAAAAAGCUCGUGGCCACGGGCGUCACGUCCUACGUCCCCACGCUGACCAGCCAAAGACCCGAGCUUUACCAGAAGGCACUUCCGUAUCUUGGGCCUUCGGGGGGCUCACAAGCCGCCCGCGAUGGCGCCGAAUCCUUGGGGGCACACGUCGAGGGGCCAUUCCUCAGUCCUUCCAAAAACGGCGUCCACAACGUCGACGUCUUGCAAGAAGCAGAAACAUUCGAUGACCUGAAAGACUGCUACGGCGUCGAGAACAUUGAGCCUACCGCGAAUGGAGCCACAAUCCCGAUCAAGAUGAUCACGGCGGCACCAGAAAGGGGCAACAUGACCGACAUCAUUCCCGAGCUACGGAAAAGAGGCAUCAUCUACUCCAUCGGCCAUUCCGAGGCAACAUAUGAGGAAGCGUCAGCCGCAGUGGCUGCAGGGGCCACAAUGAUUACUCAUCUCUUCAACGCCAUGCGGCCUCUUCACCACCGCAACCCCGGCGUCUUUGGUGUUUUGGGUACUGCCGAGCGCCUGAACAGGCCGUACUUUGGUAUCAUUUCAGACGGCAUUCAUCUCCACCCGACAACAAUCAAGAUCGCCUUCAACGCGCACCCUGAUGGCUUCAUCUUGGUGACGGACGCGAUGCACAUGAUGGGCCUCGCAGACGGCUCAUACCAGUGGACUAAUGGGCAAAAUGUGAACAACAUCAUCAAGGUCGGCUCUACGCUGUUGCUGGAGGGAACCAACACCAUCGCUGGAAGCGCCCUCACCCUGAUGGAAUGUGUGAACAACUUUCUUCGCUGGUCGGGCACGGGCAUCCCCAAGGCCUUGAAAGCCGUGACUGCGACGCCUGCAGCGAUGCUCGGCCUCCAGGGCGUCAAGGGCUCCCUGGAAGACGGGGCUGAUGCUGAUUUGGUCGUCUUAUCUGAAGAAGUGAGAGACGGCGCUACUCAGUUGGUUGUGGAUGAGGUCUGGAAAGCUGGGGCGCUGGUGUCGAGCCGGAAGGAGAACCAAUCGCCGAUCACUCCAUAA
Molecule: messenger RNA, 1320 nt
Organism: Colletotrichum graminicola M1.001
Lineage: Eukaryota; Fungi; Ascomycota; Sordariomycetes; Glomerellales; Glomerellaceae
Product: N-acetylglucosamine-6-phosphate deacetylase
Exons: 3
Coding region: 1-1320 (439 amino acids)
Biological process (GO): N-acetylglucosamine catabolic process
Molecular function (GO): N-acetylglucosamine-6-phosphate deacetylase activity
Source: RefSeq, a predicted model, not a curated record